This is a messenger RNA of Anopheles stephensi (Asian malaria mosquito), 5141 nucleotides long. RefSeq names its product transmembrane protein 198. The record is from RefSeq and is a predicted model, not a curated record. The transcript is spliced from 7 exons. Lineage: Eukaryota; Metazoa; Arthropoda; Insecta; Diptera; Culicidae. Gene Ontology annotation, cellular component: plasma membrane. The coding region runs from base 1596 to 2699 and encodes 367 amino acids.
UAAUCGAUGUACACCAACAACAAAAGAAAAGCAAAAAACAGGACAUCAAGCGUAUGUACGCGCAAGGCCUAGGCUCAGAAGAAAAAAGCGACGGUUCGUUGACAGUGCACACCGUCGUCCGCAAAAUUCCCCACCCAAAAUUGCCAACAGCACACGAAACGACACAGUAGGGCGAAAAAAAAAAUGUGUUUGUGCACCCAAGUUAAAGCCAAGUAGAGUGACCAAGCUUCCAGGAAACACACCUUCCUCCUUAUCCCAACGUGUGUACUUAGCUAAUGGGUAAAGCUCGUGUAUGAAAGUCUUUAAGAAGGUAGAAAGAAAGAUGUUGCUCAACGUACACACAACGAAAGCAAAGCUUCAACGUUAUUCGAUCGAAACAUCCUUUUGUGCGCUGUGGUGUAAUAACGCGUGUGAAGUUAGUAGUCGCUAGUUUGUGCAUAUCUCUUCCCAUUCUGUGUUAUCAUAUGUUCCUUUCGGUUAUCCACAUUUGUUUGGAUUUGAAGAAAUAAAAAAAACGUAUCCGUCCCAUCCACUUUGAAGAUAAGCUUUAAAGCAAGGGAAGAAAGCAUUGCGAUACGGAAUCAGGACGAUGUUCGUCCAAAACGUAAUUGAUCCGGCAACGUUCUGCCACACAACCCCCCCGGGGCUGCCAUGAUACUAUGUGAGAAGUGGAAAUCCCUACCAAAAACCCAGCAACGAAUUUCAUCAUAGCAGGCGUUUUCAUUAGUUUAGUGCUGCCGUGAAGUCACUGGAAAAUACGCUGCAGUAUCCUUCCGUUGUGUAUGUGUGCGUGAGUAUGUGCGAGCGUGUGUGUGUGCUUCGUGCGGUGGUGUGGUGCUUGACGUUUGCAACUCAAAGUGGAACACAGGCAGAAUCGAUCAAAUCCUGAUCUCAGUUCAUCGAUUUUGCCAACUGUCAGGAUAACUCGAUUCCUCGAUGAUGAUGGAAAGGAUGUUGUAUUAGUCGAGCAAAAAGAAAAAAAAUAAACACCAAUACAAUCACAACGCAGUCAGCGACGAAAAAUGCGCGCCGAAAAAAGCAAAAGGGCAGCGCUCCCGUCAAAAUAAACAUAAAUGUGUCGCGUGGCCGAGAGAGAGAGCGAAAGAGAGAGCGAGAGAGCAAGAGCAACAAGAAAGAGGUCCUCCAAAGGCUGUGUUUUCGCGUUUAGUACGCUGCAGUGAAGGUGGUGGUGGUAUGUGUUUUGAAGCAGUGGAUUGAAGAAGAGAUAAACACACAACUUGUCCGUAUGUCAGCAUCCCAAGUGCUUCCAGUUGCUGUGUGUGAGCUUCCCUAGUGUGUCUGUCGCACCUGAAGGCAAAUUGCAGUUUUAUUGACGCUCGUCGACAAAGAAUCCGGGGCACUGGAUGGAGUUCUUUGUUUAGCUGUACCGUGUGUACCGUACCCGCUACUGACUAGCAGCAUGGGAACUCAUGGAGAAUGAGUCGAAAAUAGGCAAAUUAAGAAAGGCGUAGGCAUAACGAGCAGGAGAUAAUAGCAGCGUGCAGUUUCAUCGUUCUUCCACGCGUCUUCAGAACGUGUGUGUCACGAGGUUUUGCUUCUGACGCAAAGCAAACAAACAAGACAACGGCACAAAGAUGCAUUACCGCCACGAGGACAUAUUGGUGCCACACGCGAGGAACAAUCAUUCCCUCGGCGUUCCCGGUGCCUCCGACGCAAAGUAUGAGCAAUCCAUCGUCUGGCCAUUCCUUAUCCAGAAUGCGAUGGAAAAUCCGCUCUGCACCACGACCACGUCAGCUGCGUCGACCGUAUCCGUGCUGCUCUGGACGACGAUUGCGGUGUUUGGGAUUGUUUACACCUUGCUGGGAUAUCGAUGUCUCCGAGCGAUAGGAUUCCUAACCGGACUAGCGGCCGGUGCUGGUUGCAUAGUACUGCUGCAGAACAAAAACAUCACCGGAUUUGGCAAUCUAGCUGCACCAGCAUUGGCUGUCGUUGCUGGCCUGUUCGGCGCGGUACUCGGUUCAACACAUCCCAUCUCGUCCACACUGAUAGGAGCUUCCGCUGGUGCAUUAGUAGCCGGUGCAACGAUUGCCGCCUGCAUAGCCACGUUACCUCAUUACAUAUUUGGUGAGAAUGAACUGUUCGUGUCGGUCGUCGGUGGCGCCAUCAUCUGUGCAAUAGUGACACUGUUCUGCCCAAAGUUUAUGUCCAUCAUCGCGUCCAGCAUUAUCGGUUCGGCCAUGAUCCUUUGCUCGAUCGACUUCUUCAUGCACGGACUGAAAACGCUUGAAUGGAUCUUUAACAUGACGCCCGACCCAACACCGCCCCCGUGCUGGGGUGGUGUCAUCCUCUGCUGCUGGCCCAUCUCGUCCGUGCUCGGUGUGCUGGUGCAGAGCUUCGUUACCGCCUGGAAGAUUGACCACCGGCGUCAGCUGCACCAUCGCCGGAGGCGACACUACAAGGGCCGGUCGGGUUCGCGGUCGCGCGAAACCCGGGAAGAGGCGCGCCAGCGCAAGUAUCGCUAUCUGUAUCAGGUUCGCACUGCCCGGGGCGAUAUUAUCUCGCAGAACUUUGUGUCCGCCCUCCAGAAGCACGUCACCACGGACUCUGGCCCACCCUCGGAAGUGUCCACCAAGCUUGGUUCGAACGAUCGUAACACGGCCCGCAGCGACCGCACCCAUCUGACCAACCUGCCCGACUCGGACUUUGACAAGAUGGAUUCGAGCUGCGAGAAACGUUGACAGAAGCUGUCGUCCGUGUCGGGCAAGUAGUCCCGGUCGGGCGGUGUCGGCCAUCGGCGCAGCGAGCGCCUAUCCCGACAGUAUUCCAGCCGCAGCAUUGCGCAGGAGAUCGAUCGUGAGCUGGCCCGUGCCAUGCCACCGGCCAGCGUUACCGAUCCGCGCUGAUUCAAUCAUCCGUUUAUCCGAUUAGGUUUUAAGGUAUAAUAGGUAUGUGAUUCUAUUUCUUCUGUUGUGUUUUUAAGCAUUUACAUUUUUUAUUUAAAGAGAAAACGUGACAAAAGAGCAAAACCAAACUUUAACGGUGUUCCAUUAGCAUUUAGAUGUUGUGAAACAGGGCAAAAUUGGCGGCAGUAAUGCGGGAAAGCGAUUUAGCGAUUGUUUAUUGAGGGUAUGCUGCAACAUGGGUUGGAUGUAGGACGAUGGACGACGAUGAUCCAAAAAUUGAUCCAAAGUGAUGCAAAACAGAAGGUUACCGGACUAUAAGCGUAGGAUGUAGUUUGUGUGAGCGUUUCAAUGGGCAGGAGAAAACGCAAGCGCGGGAACAAUACGAAACAAAGUUGUAGUGUGGGUGCUCGAAGAGCGACUUAGGGUGGAAAGAAAGCCGUGGCAAAACGAACGUCAGAGACUCAAAGAGAGCCAGAUUGCACAGGCAAGCACAGGGACACAUAGCUAACGCGUAACGUUACACGAAAAUAUCUCUAAAUAGUGAAUAAUGAAGAGAGAAGUGAAGAGGCCGUUUUACAAAAACCUUACUCCUUAAUCGAACAUUUAUACUGUGACUAAAAGCUAAAAACGAAACCCCCCUCCCGUUUUCCGGCAAACGAAUCGAAUCGAGAUUGAAUCAAAUUCAUGAUUUUGAAAGUAGUAGUAGCAGUAGUCAACUAAUGAAUACAUUAACGCGUACUAAGAAACGUAUGAUAAAGUGAGCAAAAAAAAAUAAGAAAAGUGAAAAGAAAACGAAAAGAAGAUGCAUUCAAGAAGGAGUAAAGCAAAAAGGGAAAGUUAAUGGGGGAGGGGAAAAAACGAAAGGGUAAUAAUAAUACAUAAAAAACAUGGUAAAAAUUGUAUGCUAAAAGAAAUAAUCAAAGAAACAAAACAAAACAAAAGCACAACACACACACACACACACGCAAGCCAAGGUGUGGAGAAAAGCCAUGCCAUUUAAACAUAACUUAAUCGUUAAAUAAGCGCAAAGUUAAAUGAAUUAAAAAGAGGCAACAACCGAUAUCGAAGCGGUACUACAAUGACUAAAUACGUGAGAAUCACCAGAAAGGGAAGAGAACAAAAUGAGACAGCACAAAGGAAGAGAAAAUGGAAUAGAAAACGGAACCGUCUAAUGGUUCUACCCUCCCGGAAGAAGAAGAAGAAGAAGGUGAAAAAGAAGCUAGUGAAAUGUAUUUUGUCGGUUGCAAUAAAAAAGAAAACUGCAAAUUUAGACUAGAUUAUUGAAGAAGUAAAAAAAAUAUGUGAAAAUAAGAGUAAAGUAAACCAAAAUCAGAAAAGGUAAAAAAGAAAAAGUUAGUAAGAGAUGAAGCAAAUACAUAAAACAGAAGUAACUUUUGUUCUGCAACUUAAACAAUUGAAGAUAAAAACGAAGGUAAAGCAGAGUGUGUGGAAAAAGAGUGGAAAGAUUUCCACAAACCACAGUGUGUGUGUGUGUACAGCUGUAUGUAAAGCGACUACUCAUUCGUUCAGUGUGUAAACUAGCUAACGCGCAUUAUAUCGUACUGGUGACAUUACAGUGUGUGUGUUUUGUGACUAAUAACUGUUGUUUCCCUUUGUUUUGUUUUUUUUUCUUCCCUUCGAUGGCUUUAUUUGAGCCCUCUCUUUUUCCGGGUUACAUAUGCGUCCAUAAGCUAUCGAACCAUUUCACUUUGAAAAUGAAAAAGAAAAAGAAAAACCAACUAUGCCAGUGUUGUUCGUUUAUUAAUGAUAAAUCAAGAAAGUAAAACAAGAUAAAUCUUAAAGUAAUCAAAUGCAGCGCAAAGCAGGGAGGCUAGUGGCAAAGCUGGAGAUGGAAAUGGAAAGGGAAUGAAGCAAAGUGACGUGGUACACGAAACUGUGAAACAAUAAUGCAAAACUGUGAAGUAGUGCAGGUCAAACCGUACAAGCGAAAAAAUUGGAAUUAUUGGAAGUUGGAAAAAAAAGGAUUUUAACGAAUCGUAUCGGUAGCGGUCGCGAAGGUCAGGCAGAGGACAACACGGUGCUGUUAGCGUGAAGGAAUAGUUCCAAAGAAAAUGGAUGCAGAGUGGUUGUGCUUCAAGGUAGAUAUACGGAAAAUAUACGGACAAAACGUAGGUGAGUGGUGCAAUCGGUACUACUAAGCGGACCGGGGUAGGUGGCAGGUGCAAAAACGGGGAAGGCAACGUGGGGGCUAGCUACUUAAUGGAUGUGUAUAGGUUUAUAACGGAAGCUCAAAUAUAUAAACAACAUAUUUUGGAA